CAGAAGCAACAGAGGACUUGAGGGAAGCCAGCCGGGGAGGGGCCCUUUGUCAGGAAGGAAUAUUAUUACUAUCUUCACUGCCGGCUCUGGAAUAAAUACGCUUAUUCGUGCCUGUUUUUUUUUCGUGCAACAGCACAGCCCGGGUCGGCUAGGACCAGGACUUCCAAUUUAUUUUUUUUAUCGGGAAAACAAAGGGUGUGGAUGUUUUUUUUGUAGCUCCUUGCACUGUUUUUCUUUCCUCCCGCAGCCGCACUGAUUUCCACUGACCAGUUGUCUUUGAGAACCGGGUCCGGUUCCUCUCCCCUCCUCCUCCCCUCCUCCUGUCUUUCUCCCCCGUUCACUCCUUCUUUACCCUCCUUCCGUUUGCCUUUUAUCCGAUCCCGCAACGCUGCAAAGUCGCCAAGAUGCCCAGCUCGCUCUUCGCCGACAGCAGCGUCCAGGGAGAUGCACUGGACGACCAGAGAGCCCUGCAGAUCGCCCUGGACCAGCUCUCCUUGCUCGGCUUGGACAACGACGAGAACUCCCUGUACGACAACCAGGAGCCCCGGAAAAAGAGCGUCAACAUGACCGAAUGCGUACCGGUUCCCAGCUCCGAGCAUGUGGCUGAGAUUGUGGGCAGACAGGGUUGCAAGAUCAAAGCGCUGAGAGCGAAGACCAAUACCUACAUCAAGACGCCAGUUCGAGGCGAGGAGCCGGUGUUUGUGGUGACGGGCCGGAGGGAAGACGUGGCCAUGGCCAGGAGGGAGAUCAUCUCUGCCGCCGAGCACUUCUCCAUGAUCCGGGCCUCCAGGAACAAAAACACCAGCCUGAAUGGGAGCGGCACCCCGGUGCCUGGACCCCCGAACCUGCCCGGACAGACCACCAUCCAGGUGAGGGUGCCGUACCGCGUGGUGGGGCUGGUUGUAGGCCCCAAGGGCGCCACCAUCAAGCGCAUCCAGCAGCAGACCCACACCUACAUCGUGACGCCCAGCCGAGACAAGGAGCCGGUGUUCGAGGUGACGGGGAUGCCGGAGAACGUGGACCGGGCGCGUGAAGAGAUUGAGGCCCACAUCGCCAUGAGGACGGGGGGCCUCAUCGAGCUUCAGGACGAGAACGACUUCCACGCCAACGGGACGGACGUGGGUUUAGAUCUGCACGGCCACGCCAUCCUGUGGUCCAAACCCGGCGCCGGGAUGACCCCCAGCUCGGCGCGCAAGCCCUUCUCCAACUACCGCAACGACUCGUCCUCGUCCCUGGGCAGCGCCUCCACGGACUCCUACUUCGGCAACAACGGCUCGCGCAUGGCCGACUACAGCCCCCCCAGCCCGGCGCUCAGCUACACCGCCGCCAACAACAACAACAACGGCAACAACAAUAACAACAACAUCAAUGGCUUUGUGUACGGGAGUGAGACCAUCUCGCCCGACUGCGCUGAUCUGACUUUUGACUCCUCGCCGGGGUUCAACCCCACGCCGCCACCGCCGCCGGGCCUCCUGUGGUCCCAGUACGACAGUCGCAUGACCCCCUCCUCCACCGGAGGCAGCUCCCCCACCCCCAGCUCCACCUCAGCCAUAUUCCCCACCAACGCCAACGGGAUAGCGGCGAGUCAGAGGCGGGGUAACGGUUGCACCCCGCAGCCCAGGCUGUCGCCCCCGCUCCACGGCCACAGCGGCGGUCACGGCGAGCACCCGUUGGCCCGGAGGGUGCGCAGCGACCCGGGCGGCGGCCCGCUCAGUUUCCCCGGCUACUCUUCCCUGCCGGGGCCCCACCUCCCCGGGGUUCCGUGCGACUCCUCGGCCUCGUCGUCGUCCUCCUCCUCCUCCUCCUCCACCUCCUCCGGCACCAGCCGCAAGGGCAGCCGCGACUGCUCGGUGUGCUUCGAGAGCGAGGUCAUCGCCGCGCUGGUCCCCUGCGGGCACAACCUCUUCUGCAUGGAGUGUGCCAACCGCAUCUGCGAGAGGAGCGAAGCCAAAUGCCCCGUCUGCCACGCCGGCGUCACUCAGGCUAUACGUAUAUUUUCAUAAGAAGCGCGACUCUUUUGACUACGUCUCGUCACCGGCGAGAACAAACAAAAGACUCUUCGUACUGCUUUAAUGGGAUCAGCCAAUCAUCCGUUUUUCGUGAAAAAUGUACAUAGGUAUAUAUGCAUAUGUAUGUCAGAGGCUGCAGUAUCCAGAUGAAGGGACAGAGACACCCCCGUUUUUGUAGUUGUUAAUAAUAUACUGUAGCGUGGGGAAAUAUUUUCAACAUCUUAAGUGCAUGUUUUAAAUAUUACAGCAUAGUAAUCAGUAGUUCUAGUACAUUGUACCCUAUAUUUAUGAAGUGGAGAGACACAGUGGGGUCAGGACGGAGGUACUUGAGUCAAACCGUAGACUGUUAGCCGGCGGAGCCCUCCCAGUUUUGCCGA
Perca flavescens (yellow perch) is the source of this 2386-nucleotide messenger RNA. It is a transcript of the gene mex3b, whose product is annotated as mex-3 RNA binding family member B. Gene Ontology annotation, molecular function: RNA binding. The transcript is spliced from 2 exons. The coding region runs from base 405 to 2003 and encodes 532 amino acids. NCBI's taxonomy places the organism in Eukaryota, Metazoa, Chordata, Actinopteri, Perciformes, Percidae. The record is from RefSeq and is a predicted model, not a curated record.